AUGUCUUCGUGUUCCACCAACACCACGGUCCAAACCACCGAUCAAGGCGGCGGAAACACCAGUAUCGCCGCCAUCCAUCCUGAUAUCAUUCAAUCCCACAUCUUGAAUAGACUUGAUGGACAAACUAUUGCUUCCACCACCUGUGCUUCAAAACAAUUACAUUCUCUUUGCACAGAAGAUAAUCUCUGGAGGGAUAUUUGCAACUCCACCUGGCCCUCCACCACCGACCACCGUGUCAGAGACGCCAUUUCCGAUUUCCCUUCCGGCCACCUCUCGUUCUACUCACAAUCUGUCCCUGCUCUCCACCACCGCUGCCGCCCCAAAAAAUCACAUCUGCUGCCGAAGACAUCAGAGCUAAUAUCAGCAGUGGAUAUUUACUAUGAUGAAAAGUUGAUAUACUCCAAAGUUAUGGUAACGGAAACCCUUUCAGGAUGGUUCUUGUGUUCACCCUUCAGGCUGGACCUUCUGGACCCAAAAGAGACGGUGCCGGUGAAGUUCGACGUCGAGGAGGGCGAUUGCCGUACCCUUCUAGAGCAGCGCAUGAGAGUAAGCUGGAUUUUAAUAGACCCAAAAAGGAAACGUGCAGCGAACGUGGCAAGCAUGACGUCGGUGGAAACGCGGCGACACUGGCUUACCGAGGACAUACAGCUGCGUUUCGCCAUCGUAAUGCCCGCCGGCGGCGGGGAUUUGGUGCAGUGUGGCGUGGUAGUUACUUGCGGGGGGAAAGAGGGAGGAGAUUUACAGGUAAGGGAGGUGACACUUCAAGUAGGGGACAUGGAAGGGAAAGUCUUGAAUGGGAGUGACAUUUUGGGAAUUUUACAUGAAGCCAUGGAUGGAGAAAGAAAAAAAAGUGCUGGAGGUUCAGUUCGAGCGGCUGUCUCCCAGGAUACAACGGUAAUAAGCAGAAUCCGAACACCGCGGUCCUACUUUGGCGAACUCUUUUCAGUUCUAGCAAUAAACAUUGGGAGUUUCUGUAGUUUAGAAACUCCAAAGUUAUUGGAGAAAGCCAAAAAAAAAUUGGCAAAACGUGGGCUCUCUGAUGGGGCCAUUUUUGCCUUAUUCAGUCCGACAUUCGUAUAUUGCUUCCAACUGAUGUUCGAUGGCAGUUGUUUGCUAGUCACUCAUGUUGCUAAUUGUUAUUUGCUUUUAGAUGUGUACUAA
Molecule: messenger RNA, 1161 nt
Organism: Olea europaea var. sylvestris
Lineage: Eukaryota; Viridiplantae; Streptophyta; Magnoliopsida; Lamiales; Oleaceae
Product: F-box protein At2g27310-like
Exons: 4
Coding region: 1-1161 (386 amino acids)
Molecular function (GO): protein binding
Source: RefSeq, a predicted model, not a curated record